UAUCUCCCUGGAUACGCCACUGGUGAUUACGUUGCAUUUCGUUCGUCGACCAACGGACAUCGUGCGAACGAAUCUUAUGCGAACGAGCGUUUCAAACGAACCGAAUUCUUCACACUGGCCGUUCUCUUCCCUUCACCGCAAUCCAACCGUUUUUUUUUUUUUUUGCGUUGCAGAUGCGAGAUACCGGAAUGUGACUCACCGAACCCUGCGGAACAGACGUACGAGACGCCGUGGCUGCGGUACACGACUCCAUUUAAAGAGGACGGGCGACUGCCCAAGAAGUGUCUACGGUACGCCGCGCUCUCGGGACCGGUGGCCAGCAGCAGCAACGGGACACGGUGCGCGCCUGGCGAGUUCGACGUGAACGCAACCGAGGCGUGCUACGGCAGAUGGGUAUUUGAAGACCCGGAGACUACCGUCGGCACGGAGUUCGGGCUUAUGUGUGAGGACAACAAAUGGAAGCUGUCGAUGGUUGGCUCGAUCAAUAACUUCGGUCAGUUCAUCGGCAUACCGAUCUCGGGAGUCAUCGCUGACAAGUUCGGUCGAAGAUUCACGAUGAUUUUCUGCGCAGUUGGGUCGGCCAUACUAUGUAUCCUCCAAUCGUUUUCGUUCAACUUUUACAUGUUCUUGACCUUCGAACUAUUGUCUUCGAUCGUGUCCAGCGGAAUUUAUGCUGUCACUUUCAUAUUGGCGAUGGAAUUAUUUUUGCCCGAAAAGCGAGUGCUGUACUACUCGAUCCUGGAAUGUUUCCUGCCGGUCGGCGCCAUCAUGGUGGCUUUGAUCGCCAGCUGGGUUAAGGACUGGAGACUGUUGUUACGAUUGUCCAACGUCCCAGGGCUGCUGUUCCUGACGUACUUCUGGCUGACGGAAGAAUCGAUGAGAUGGUUGGAGACGCAAGGCAAACACGAUCGGGUGAUCAACGCACUCAACAAAAUCGCCAUCGUCAACAAGAAACCUAUGCCCAACCUGCCGCCGGUCGUACCCCAGACACAGGUAACGAAAGAGAAAGAAUCUGAAUCGAACGUCAGCAUCAUGAAAGAUAUGAUCCGCUCUCCGACCAUAUUCUGGAGGAUGAUCAGAUGUUCGUACGUGUGGAUAGCGGCCACUCUAGUGUACUACGGGCUGACCAUAGGCGCGACCGACAUUGCCGGCGACAAGUAUCUGAACUUCUCUUUGGCUUCGUUCGUCGAAAUCCCAGCCUGUCUAUUAAACUGGGCGAUAAUGGAAGGGAUGUCCAGGAAGAAUUCGCUGUGCUGUGUGCUCGUGCUGAGCGGCGUCACCUGUUUCCUGUACAUCUUGUUGCCGGCAAGUCUAGCCAUGGUCAAGUUAUCCGUGUUCAUGGUCAGUAAACUAGCGAUAGCUGUCGCGUUUUCCAUCGUCUACAUGCUGACCACGGAGAUAUUCCCCACACAGAUGCGGGCCACCAUGGUGUCAAUGUGCUCGAUGCUGGGUCGAAUCGGAUCCAUGUUGGCACCUCAGACCACACUGCUG
Messenger RNA from Sipha flava (yellow sugarcane aphid), 1491 nucleotides. RefSeq names its product solute carrier family 22 member 5-like. Gene Ontology annotation, molecular function: transmembrane transporter activity. The record is from RefSeq and is a predicted model, not a curated record. Gene Ontology annotation, biological process: transmembrane transport. Lineage: Eukaryota; Metazoa; Arthropoda; Insecta; Hemiptera; Aphididae. Gene Ontology annotation, cellular component: membrane.